Molecule: messenger RNA, 1033 nt
Organism: Rhagoletis pomonella (apple maggot)
Lineage: Eukaryota; Metazoa; Arthropoda; Insecta; Diptera; Tephritidae
Exons: 2
Coding region: 187-900 (237 amino acids)
Source: RefSeq, a predicted model, not a curated record
CAACAUUACUGAGCGACUUAGUUACUAAACGCUUGUCUAACAUUCAUUCAAUCAAACAUACUUUUUGUACUAUAUAUAUGUACAUAUAUGUGAAAACAAUAUAAAAGAUUAGCCCGGAUUGCGCGCCGAUUUAGUUUCAUUUUACAUUUUUACAACGAACGUCGGACAAGUGAAUUGACACACAAAAUGAUUAAAAACUGGAACGUUUUGCUACUGUGCGCUUGCUUGGCAGUGCAGCAAGCGAUUGCAUUUCCACAACGACAAGUUUCAACAGUUGCAGACACCGAACCCACUGCAGCCGCACAAUCGGUGGACGCCGAUACUUCUUCUUCAUCCGAAGAGGAAUUAAGUUUACCAAGAACUCAGUUGCUUUUCGGCACACUUGGUCUACUCACCAAUCAGUCGCGCUACAUAUUGCGCGAAUCGAGUAGCUUCUUCAAAAAUUUAAUCAACGAAAUGAAUGCUUUGCCAGAGAAAAGCAAAGCCAUCGAACAGAAUAUCACCCGCGUAAGCAACGUGCUGACCGAUAUCGAUAGCAUUGAUUUAGAUGCCGAUCCACCACUGACUGAACAGAUGUUCUCGGUUGUGGAUGAGGUUGGAAAAGUCUUCGAUGAAUUUUAUGGCAUGCCAGAAAAUGAUGAUCCCAAAAGUGAUGCCACAAUUUUGGAGAAUAUAUUCGAGAAGAUUGGUUCUGAGGAUAUGGAGAAACGGUUAAAUGUUUCAUUGGAAGCAACUGUAGAUAAUUUUAUGGAGUUAUUUGAAAAUUUUCAGACAUCGUUGAGUGAGAAAGAAAAACAAAACGAAGCUCCAUUAAUCAACUGGUAUAAACGUUUUAAACAGGAAGAUGAUAUAGAAAAGAAAUUCGGAGUGUUGGGAGAGUUUUGGACAUUUUUCCAAUAAUUGCAAGUAGCUAGUGAUAGUUCAUGUAAAUAUAUUUUUUAUAUACAAGUGUGCUAAAUGUAGGUAUAUACCGUUGGAUUAAUAGCUCAGAAUGUGAUUGUAAUCAAUAAAUUCUCUUUUGUUUUGCUUUAUA